Molecule: messenger RNA, 874 nt
Organism: Mangifera indica (mango)
Lineage: Eukaryota; Viridiplantae; Streptophyta; Magnoliopsida; Sapindales; Anacardiaceae
Product: DNA-directed RNA polymerases II, IV and V subunit 8B-like
Exons: 5
Coding region: 150-590 (146 amino acids)
Biological process (GO): DNA-templated transcription
Cellular component (GO): RNA polymerase III complex; RNA polymerase I complex; RNA polymerase II, core complex
Molecular function (GO): DNA-directed RNA polymerase activity
Source: RefSeq, a predicted model, not a curated record
CACCAUUUCUCACGAACAAGUGACCUAAUCAUUUCUCCAAAAUUGCGUUAAAUUGAUAUUCCGUAUAUAUUUAUUCUUUGCUGCUGCCUUUCCAUGACAGCUCCUAAGAUUCCUCCUAAUAACCCUUAAUCUAGGAUUUUGUGGUCAGAAUGUCAAGUAUAAUACUGUUUGAGGAUAUUUUUGUGGUUGAUAAGAUAGACCCAGAUGGCAAGAAGUUUGACAAGGUAUGUCGCAUUGAAGCACGGAGUCAGAACUGUGACAUGUACAUGCUACUGGAUGUAAAUGUAGAUAUAUAUCCUAUGCGUGUGGGUGAUAAAUUUGCUUUGGCAUUAGCCCACACAUUAAAUCUAGAUGGGACACCAGAUACUGGCUAUUAUACUCCGGGUGGGAGGAAGUCUCUUGCUGACAAGUUCGAAUAUGUUAUGCAUGGGAAGCUGUACAAGAUCUCAGAUGAAGGCUCUGGGAAAACACUGAAAGCCGAGAUAUAUGUUUCAUAUGGUGGGCUCCUAAUGAUGCUAAAGGGGGAUCCUUCUUAUAUCACCCAGUUUGAGCUUGAUCAGAGGCUAUUUCUCCUAAUGAGGAAGUUGUGAAACCUGAUUCGAGUACCUUACCAUACUGGACAUCUCUUUAACCUACAAACUUCUGUUGUUUGUUGCAAUGAAGUUGUGUAUUCUAUCACUACAUGUGACAUGUACACUUAUGUUUGAUGUUGUAUUAUUUUGCCAUUGUUCAGGCUGUGAUCAAGUUCAUGGAUCUUGAGACCCUUCGAGGCAUUGCAAUGCACUAAACUUCUCCUAUGGGACUAAAACGUGUAUGAUGGAUUGAUUAAUAUUACCAUCAUAGUGUUAAAAUGAAGAUGAUAAAAUUAUGUCUA